AGCAGCUACGUGUUACAGUUCAGUGGAAAAGUGACAAGCAAAAAUACAAAAUGGUCCUGGAAAGUACUAUGAUAUGUUUUGAUAACAGCGAUUAUCAGCGCAAUGGGGACUACUUUCCAACCCGUUUAAAUGUGCAGAAGGAUGGUAUCAAUCUGGUUUGCCUCACAAAGCUAAGAUCAAAUCCAGAGAAUAAUGUUGGUCUAAUGACCCUUUCCAACACCGUCGAAGUGUUGGCCACGCUGACCAGCGAUGUUGGUCGCAUAUUCUCCAAAAUGCAUCUGAUUCAGCCAAAGGGUGAAAUCAACCUUUUGACCGGCAUUCGAAUUGCCCAUUUGGUGCUAAAGCAUCGUCAGGGCAAAAAUCAUAAAAUGCGCAUCGUUGUCUUUGUCGGCUCGCCGAUAAGCAACGAGGAAGGGGAGCUUGUGAAGCAAGCGAAGCGUCUCAAAAAGGAGAAGGUCAACGUGGACAUUGUCAGUUUUGGCGAUCAUGGCAACAACAUUGAAACCCUGACCGCAUUUAUUAACGCUCUCAACGGCAAAGACGGCACCGGCUCGCAUUUGGUUAGUGUGCCUAGGGGCUCAGCUCUGUCGGAUGCCUUGUUGUCGUCGCCCAUUAUACAGGGUGAGGAUGGCAUGGGUGCUGCUGGUCUGGGCGGAGCUGUAUUCGAAUUUGGUGUCGAUCCCAAUGAGGAUCCGGAGUUGGCGCUCGCCUUGCGCGUCUCAAUGGAGGAGCAGCGUCAACGUCAGGAAAGCGAGCAGCGCCGUGCCGACAAUGCUGGCGGUGCAGAGACCACAGCUGCCCCACCAGUGGCAAGCGGAGAGAGUGCCCCAAGUACUGGCACAAGCAGUGUUACUCUACCCAAUUCCAACUCGGAGGAGGCCAUGUUGCAGCGCGCCUUGGCAUUGUCCACGGAGACACCAGAGGAUAAUUUGCCCGAUUUUGCCAAUAUGACCGAAGAGGAGCAAAUCGCAUUUGCCAUGCAAAUGUCUAUGCAAGAUGCAGCCGAUGAUAAUGUGACACAGCAGGCCAAACGUCCCAAAACUGAUGAUGCCGCCGCCCCGAUGGAAGUGGAUGAGGACUACUCGGAGGUUAUCGGUGAUCCGGCAUUUUUGCAGAGCGUUCUCGAGAAUCUGCCUGGCGUUGAUCCUCAGUCGGAGGCAGUGCGUGACGCUGUCGGUUCUCUGAAUAAGGACAAGGACAAGAAAAGCGAUGGCAAGGAUGAGCAGAAAAAGUGAAAUCCUAUUCUUCGCCUACAUUUAUAUAUAUAUUUAAUUUGCAUUAAUCAGAAAUCAUAAGUGAGCUAACAUCUUUAAAGCCAUGUGCAGAUUACGUUCAUGCUUCUAAUAAAAAUAAAAUACAAUAUAUUAUCCCAA
This is a messenger RNA of Drosophila grimshawi, 1373 nucleotides long. It is a transcript of the gene Rpn10, whose product is annotated as 26S proteasome non-ATPase regulatory subunit 4. The record is from RefSeq and is a predicted model, not a curated record. The transcript is spliced from 3 exons. Gene Ontology annotation, molecular function: polyubiquitin modification-dependent protein binding. The coding region runs from base 51 to 1235 and encodes 394 amino acids. Gene Ontology annotation, biological process: proteasome-mediated ubiquitin-dependent protein catabolic process. NCBI's taxonomy places the organism in Eukaryota, Metazoa, Arthropoda, Insecta, Diptera, Drosophilidae. Gene Ontology annotation, cellular component: proteasome regulatory particle, base subcomplex; nucleus; cytosol.